AUGAAGAAAAAGCCAAAACACUAUCCAGCGUCCAAGAUUAUUAUCGUUAUGAUACUCAUCGCGAAAAAAAAUAGAAAAAUUCAGCCAGAUGAGUCACGGGUAAAUGAAAGAAUACCUUCUUCUGGACAAGAAAAUUUUCGCACAAAUGUUAAUUACCCUAUUUUAGAUACUCUGAGUGUGCAAUUGGCUGGACGUAAAAGUGCGUAUGAAAAGCUUUACGAAAAAUUUAAUUUCUUCGAUAAUUUAUCUGAAAUAUAUACAACCGAAUUGAAAAAUCUUGCCAAUAAAUUAGUCGACAAGUAUCUUGACGAUUUAGAAGAGACAUUAGGCAACGAAUGUAUUCAUUUACAAUACCAACUUAAAGAUUCUUCAGCAAAUACGGAAGAUAUACGCUCUGCACAAAAUAUAUGCAAUGUAUUACAUUCACGUAGUCUUCGAGAUGUUUACCCAAAUGUUGAUAUUGCUUUACGUAUUUUUUUGAGUAUUCCGGCUACAAAUUGUUCAGGAGAAAGAUCUUUUUCUACUUUAAAAAGAGUAAAAACCUAUUUACGUGCCAGUAUGGGUCAAGAUAGACUUAAUUCUCUUGCAUUAUUGUCUAUUGAAGCUCAACUAGUUCAAAAAAUUGAGUAUGAUGAUAUAAUUGAUAUUUUUGCGAGGACCAAAGCCAGGAAAAAGAAAUUUUGA
Messenger RNA from Cotesia glomerata, 684 nucleotides. Its product is annotated as zinc finger MYM-type protein 1-like. Lineage: Eukaryota; Metazoa; Arthropoda; Insecta; Hymenoptera; Braconidae. The coding region runs from base 1 to 684 and encodes 227 amino acids. The transcript has a single exon. Gene Ontology annotation, molecular function: protein dimerization activity. The record is from RefSeq and is a predicted model, not a curated record.